This is a messenger RNA of Trichoderma reesei QM6a, 669 nucleotides long. RefSeq lists its product as uncharacterized. Gene Ontology annotation, cellular component: nucleolus. Gene Ontology annotation, molecular function: RNA binding. The transcript has a single exon. The annotation marks the transcript as partial. The record is from RefSeq and is a predicted model, not a curated record. Gene Ontology annotation, biological process: maturation of LSU-rRNA from tricistronic rRNA transcript (SSU-rRNA, 5.8S rRNA, LSU-rRNA). NCBI's taxonomy places the organism in Eukaryota, Fungi, Ascomycota, Sordariomycetes, Hypocreales, Hypocreaceae.
AUGGAGGGCGAGUCCGACUCCGAGGGACAGGAAGACGAUGAGAACAUUCAGGCCCUCGCCGGCAACAUUGACCCGGAAGAGGAAGCCGCCGUCAACGAGGAAGAGUUCCAGCCCGGCCAGGAUGUUGGCAAGAUUCCCAAGGUCUCCAAGGAUGUUCAAAAGUCGGUCAAGGCCUCCAAGGAGGAGCCCGGCGUUGUCUACAUCGGACGGAUACCCCACGGCUUCUACGAGUACGAGAUGAAGCAGUACCUAUCUCAGUUCGGCCCCAUCUCACGGCUGCGCCUCUCCCGCAACAAGAAGACGGGCGCCAGCAAGCACUUUGCCUUUGUCGAGUUUACCGAGGCCAGCACUGCUGAGAUUGUCUCCAAGACCAUGGACAACUACCUGCUUUUCGGACACAUCCUGAAGUGCAAGGUUCUCUCCAAGGAGCAGGUCCACGAGGACCUGUUCAAGGGCGCCAACAGAAGGUUCAAGAAGGUGCCGUGGAACAAGAUGGCGGGCAUCCAGCUGGAGAAGCCCCGUACCGAGUCCGCUUGGGAAGCCAAGGUCGCGAGAGAGCGCAACAACCGGGCAAAGAAGGCCGCCAAGCUUAAGGAGCUGGGAUACGACUUUGAGGCUCCGGAGCUCAAGAGCGUGCCGGCACCCGCGGCGGUUGAGAAUGGAGAAGAG